AAAACAGUUGUGGUAUUAAGGUAAAACUAAAUAUUUUCUAAUCUUGACUGUUUAUAAAAUAUAUUGUAAUAAGUGAGCUACAAGUUUUAAACUAUUUCAAAAGCGCAUAUGAAAUUAAUUUAUGGAAUACGUAUGCUAUCUAUAGAGAUUAUGAUAGAGAUGUAUGGAGUAGAGACCAUUGAAAUGGAGGAAAAUAGAAGAUAAUCAUGAAAUCACAGAUUAAUGAGCAAGAAGAGUGAAGAGCGAUUCAUCCAUGAUCAUCCAUGAUUCAUCUAUGACAAUUCAUAUUUGCAUGAUGUACGUUUGAUUAAGACAUGUUUUUGAUGAGAGGGGCAAAGGAUCUUAUGAGUUGUUACAUCAAAAAAGUUAGAAAUGAGCACAGAAACAUUUAGGAUAAAAUUUCUAACCUCCAAAAAUUGUUUUUGUUGUUUAUCUACUAGAAAUUUAAGUAAAUAUCCUUUACGGAGCUGUGUUAAAGUGUUUCUUAAUAAUAGUGAUGUGCUAUAUUUUUCUAUUGGCCCCAGCAAUUUUCAAUUAGAAGACGAUGAGUUGGGAAUAAGUUCCUUAUAUGCAAAUGUGCUUAAUCUGAGAGAAAAUGAUUUAGUAGAAAUGUGCAUAGUAAAUAACGUUUCUGCUGUAAAAUCGUUGACAUUGUCAGCUACAUGUGCUGAUGACUAUGAAGUUUUGGAAUUAUUAGCAGAGAGUGUACAAAAUACUCUUUUAAAUCACGUCACAGUAGUUAAUAAAAAUCAAAAGGUUAUCAUAUGGGUUUCUCCUUUUUUACAUGUUAAUGUUAAUAUUGAUGAAGUGCGUCCUACCUCUCCUGGUCAUUUAGAAAAUCUUACAGAAGUUAUUAUAAAACCACCAACUAAAGUUAAAACUGAUAUUACAGAACAUAAUAAUAUGUCUGUGUUUGAUAUGUUCCAGAGUAGGGUUCCUUUAACAAAUUCAGAAUAUGUUUUUAAUAAGUUUAGUAAAGAAAUAGAGCCCCAGGUUUUUAGAUUGCAUCCUUUAGACGAUCUGAAAAAAGUUUUUGGUGAAAUCCCUAAUUCUGACCAGUACUUCAAUGUUUUUAUUAGACAAAAAGAUUUAUCAGGGUUACUAAGAAAAACUGCAAGUGGUAAAGUGGACAAGUUAUUUCUUUUAAAAGUAAUUGUACCACCUUAUGUUUCUGUCCAGGGUUUCAUUGCUGAAAAUUUGCAAGUAGAGACUGUGAGGGUUCAAUUAAUAGUAAUACAGGAUUUUUUUAAAACAGAAAUUGAUUUCGAGUCUUGUGAUUUCUCAGUAAUGUUUUGUCACCAAAGUUUAUUUAAAAAUUUUAAGUUAAAAGUAGGUUCAAAAGUGAUAUUAUAUAGCCAAUUACGUGAUACAUCUUCUGUAGAUAGCAUUAUUAUUCUUACAAAAUCAGUUUAUUUGAAUGAUGUGGAGGAAAUGCUUAAAUAUUACCUGGCAAAAAACUGCAAACAAGGACCCGUGCUUUUAAACGCAGACUUCCCUUUUCAAUUGGAUGACAAAAAUAUGGUUUGUGCUUUAAAAUUUGAACCAUCGUCCAAAAGUUAUUGUAUUCUGGAUAGUGAUAAUAUAAGAAAAAUAAAAUAUACUGUUGUUGAGAAAGAAGUAGAAAUUAUAAGAAAUGAAUCAGAAGAACAAUUCAUUACGUUUAAUGAGUUAGAUGUUUGCACAGAAGUUGGAAAUUAUCGCCAAAUCUUUGAAAAUGUUUGUAAUAUACUACAAAAAAGUUUAAACCGUAAUUCCUACGAACUUGAAGGCAUUGUUAUAUCUGGAAAAUCUGGUUCUGGCAAAACAACUCUUCUUAAUUUAAUAAAAAACAAGUUGUCUGAUUCUCCGUUUCGAUUACAUUUUGAAAUCGUAAAUUGUGGUACCCUCAAAGGAAAAACUCUGGAUUCCUUAUCACGUAUGUUGUACUGUAAUAUAGUAAGAGCAAUAUACUUUCAACCAUCAGUCAUCCUUCUUGAUGAUCUGAACGCUAUUUGUGGCAAAGUUGAACGAGAAAUACAAACGCAAGAAUCGGUUGUUGUUAAUAGAUCUAGUGAAAUUGUUAGGGAUUUGUUAAACAUUUAUUUAACGCAUAAUCAGAUUCAAGUAAUUGCAACAUGUGAAAAUAUUACUCAAAUAAAUGAGUACAUCCUGCCUGCUAGAGGAAAAAGAGUUUUGUGGCAUCCAUUUAAAAUAGAAGAUCUGAAUCAGAGUGAUAGGCUCUCUCUCCUGCGUUUCUUAUUUUCAAACAAAACUAACUUAGACGUGGUCGAUUUGGAAAAAUAUACGUCUCAAAUGGACGGUUUUGUAGUUCAGGAUCUGGUGGAUUUUACAAAUAAAGCAAUUUUUGAGUCUAUUAAAGAAGGAUGUUCGCAAGUAUCUUCAAUUCAUUGUGAUAAUGUUUUUUCCAAUUUUUCUCCGGUUUCUUUACAAAAUAUUAAUACCCAUAGUUUUGGAGAUAAAGACUUUUCUGAUGUGGGUGGUUUAGAAGAUGUUAAAACAAUUCUCAUAGAAAGUCUUCUGUGGCCUUUACAGUAUCCUCAUUUGUUUGCCUCUGCUCCCCUUCGUCUUCAGACUGGAGUACUGCUAUAUGGGCCUCCUGGUACAGGAAAGACUUUGGUAGCUGGAGCUGCAGCCAAACAUUGCAAUUUAAGAUUAAUAGCGAUAAAAGGUCCAGAAUUACUUUCAAAAUACAUUGGAGCUUCUGAACAAGCUGUAAGACAAAUUUUCGAAAAAGCUCAAAGUGCCAAACCUUGUAUCCUAUUUUUUGAUGAGUUUGAUAGUUUUGCUCCAAGAAGAGGUCACGAUAGUACAGGUGUAACAGAUCGAGUUGUUAAUCAACUGCUAACACAGUUAGAUGGCGUUGAAAGUCUGAGUGGAGUUUGUGUUUUGGCUGCUACUUCUAGACCCGAUCUUUUGGAUCCCGCGCUUCUUCGACCGGGUCGGUUAGACAAACAAAUUUUUUGUCCGUUUCCAGAUUCAGCAGCAAGAUUAGCAAUUUUAAAAGCUCUUUCAAAAUCUGUAAAAUUUGCUAACAACGUAAACCUAUCAGAAAUUGCUAAUUUAGCAGAAAACUAUUCAGGAGCUGAUCUGCAGGGCGUUUUAUGUACAGCACAUCUAGCAGCUGUCGAAGAAGCCAUGGGACACGAUAAGGAAUUGAAAGAAGAUCCUGAAAUAACUCAAGAACAUUUAAAGGAUGCCAUUGUGAACUCUCGACCAUCUUUAUCAAGAGAUGAAAGAGCUAAAUAUGAGAGAAUUUAUAAAAAAUUUGAAGGCUCACCAAAUAAGCUUGAUUUACUUGGUGCAGUACAAAAGGCAACUUUAGCCUAAAAUAGAUUGUAGUAAAGGGAAUUACAUGUUUUUAUUUGUACUAAUAAUACAUGUUGUAUAUUGUAUAGGAUAAUAUUUUAAUGUACAAUUUACUGCACGGAAA
Messenger RNA from Agrilus planipennis (emerald ash borer), 3430 nucleotides. RefSeq names its product peroxisome biogenesis factor 1-like (gene Pex1). Lineage: Eukaryota; Metazoa; Arthropoda; Insecta; Coleoptera; Buprestidae. Gene Ontology annotation, biological process: protein import into peroxisome matrix. The record is from RefSeq and is a predicted model, not a curated record. Gene Ontology annotation, molecular function: ATP hydrolysis activity; ATP binding. The coding region runs from base 373 to 3327 and encodes 984 amino acids. Gene Ontology annotation, cellular component: cytosol; peroxisome; peroxisomal membrane. The transcript is spliced from 16 exons.